AGUUCACGGGAUCUGUGAUUCUUCUCUGAUCCUUCUUUCAAGAACAUGUGGCUAAAGCGCCUUCGACGUCGCUCUGCUGUUCUUCAUAUCAAAAGUUGUCUUUGUGUUACGUUUUCGGUUCCCAUAUGCUGGGUAUUUUGAUAUGCUGAUUCAAUCUCGCGGCGGUCAUCUGGAAUCGAGCAGCGUUUAAAAGGGACGGUUCUACGGAAUGAAAACUUCACUCCCCAGGGUCUUCUAAAUCGCAUCCUCGAUCUUUGGUUCCUCCCUUGGAACGAUGUACGGUCUUCUUGCUGUUGCUGUCCUCAGUGCGUCUAGUGCGGUGGCAUCACCUCUCAGUGGGAUUACCAGAGCUUGUGGAACGUAUAUCUCCGAUGACCAGCAAGCCGCUGCUGAGGCACACUUCCUCGAGAACAAAGCCACAGCGCCAGCCGAGUUUUUCGCUCAGACGACCAGCAUUAAAGUGUACUGGCACGUUAUCGCCAAAGAUAAUACUACCAGUGGUGGAUACAUUCCUGAAUCUCAAAUCGUGGAUUCAAUCGGUGUCAUGAACACGGACUACGCCAAUACAAGCAUUUCAUGGCUCCUCGCUGGUACUGACUACACGAUCAACUCUGACUGGUUUUCCAAUGUCGGCCCCGACAGUUCCCAGCAAGCUGCGAUGAAGGCAGCCUUGAGAGUCGGAGGUGAAAAUGACCUGAACAUUUACACUGUCGGUUUCACCUCUGGUGCCGGUGCUGGUCUUCUCGGGUACUCCACGUUCCCGUACAGCUAUGACGGUGCACCUCAGGAUGACGGGGUUGUCAUUCUCUUCUCUUCCGUUCCAGGUGGAAGUACCACCAACUACAACCAGGGCAGGACUUUGACGCACGAGGCUGGUCAUUGGGUUGGCCUGUACCACACGUUCCAGGGUGGCUGCACUGGUGCUGGUGAUUCGGUCGAUGACACCCCUCCUGAGGCUUCAGCUGCCUUUGGGUGCCCAACUGGUCGCGAUACCUGUGCUGGUGGAGGUGUUGAUCCUAUUCACAACUUCAUGGAUUACACGUACGACGCUUGCAUGAACCAGUUCACACCUGGACAAGCACAGCGUAUGGCCUCACAGAUCCUCACCUAUCGUGGUAUCACGGUUUGAAUGAGAGAAUGGAUAUUUUUAUUGGACAUAAUCACGGUGUACAUAUAUAUAGACCUAUCUUAGGCGCAUCCAAAGCAUCAGGUUAUUUCUGUCACACUUGUCAUUGGCAAUGGUUGGAUCACGUUUAGACCUGAAGUCAACGAGAGUAUUUUGUCGGUGUCUGGGCAGACUAAAGGGAUAAAAUCGUGGGAUACAUGAGCUAAUGAGUAAAACCUGGAUGACUGCGAUACAGUUCGCUCCAGCUCGCUCCUCUUCGAUAGAAGAGUAUUUUGAAGCCCACAGCCUCAAUCUAUUGACCACAACAAUGAUCAAAAAAUGCGUGUAAUAUAAUGUUAUGAGGCGGUUCGAACUUGAAUGA
Messenger RNA from Desarmillaria tabescens, 1487 nucleotides. RefSeq names its product metalloprotease. The transcript is spliced from 6 exons. Lineage: Eukaryota; Fungi; Basidiomycota; Agaricomycetes; Agaricales; Physalacriaceae. Gene Ontology annotation, molecular function: metallopeptidase activity. The record is from RefSeq and is a predicted model, not a curated record. The coding region runs from base 275 to 1129 and encodes 284 amino acids.